AUGCGCGUGGUGGGCCUCAUCAGCGGUGGCAAGGACUCCAUUUGGAACUUGCACUACUGCGAACAGUUCGGGCAUGAGAUCGUGUGCGUCGCAAACCUCGCCCCUCCGGCUGGGAUUGCUGAGCUGGAUUCCUACAUGUACCAGACCGUCGGCUCGGAGCUCGUGGAGACCAUGGCCUCUGCCCUGGGUCUGCCUUUGGUGCGGCGCGCUAUCGCGGGAGCACCCACAAACGUCGACUCGAGCGUUUAUGCGUCCGUGAAGGGCCGCAUACAGCUUUCUCCUCAAUCGGACGCCGGUGCGAAGGGGCCUGCAGCAGAUGUGUUGGUGUUGGAAAACGAGCAGCAGCUUUCGCAGGAUGCACCGCGAGUGCAGAAGACGAUGUAUUUGAGAGUGGAGGGUGGGUUGAUCCAAGAUGCCAAUUAUUUCGGACUUGUGGAUGGCAAUCUCGAAGAUGUGGAUGUGAAGGAAGACUGCGUGACCUUCCUUGCGCAAGGGGAGCGGGUGUCGAUCGAUCUUCCUCCGCGGACGAUCAACGUCGAGGCUUGCUCGGCCCGCUUCAGGAAGGCAGAUCUUAUCCUCUCCUGGCCCGCCAAAGACGAUCCAGCGCCUGCCAACGGCUAUGCGGACCCCGUCACGGCUCCGCCAGCAGCCACCGGAAACGAGGUGCGCUUUCAUCUCGCCGCUGCUGCUCGCUGGGCGGCACAUCGCCUCGGGCAGCUGCAGAUUCCAGAGUGCUCAGGCUUCCAGCGUUUCAAGGCGGAGGUUGGCUUGGCCGAGUUGGCGUUGUACGGGCUCCGAGUUUGUCGCCUCGGCACGCCGCCAGCGCUCUCCGUUCACCUCAGCGCCACGGAGGCCAGGCUUGCCGAGUCUCUUCGGGCACUCAGCGCCGGCGAGGAGCCGGAUGCGCAGGUAAUGGCCGACGUGCGCACCACCGUCGAUCGCGCUUUGGGAGCAGUGGAUGACCUGAGCUUCGAGGUUCCGCCGGUGACGCCCAUGGGGCUACCAGCACAGAGCCAGGUCGGUCCUGGUUUGGCGGGCUACCGCUGGGCCCUUCGCGAUGGAAGCCUUAUCGGACCUGGCAUAGGCACUUGGAAGCUGUCACCUGCAGAAGCUACUGCCAGCGUAGCUGCUGCCUUGGCAUCAGGCAUUCGGCAUGUGGAUACGGCCGCAGAGUACAACACCGAAGCUGCGGUCGCCGAAGGGAUCCAGAAAGCUGGAGUUCCCAGGGAGGAAGUCUUCGUGAACGUGAAGGUGGCAGCAGAUUCUGCAGAGGACAUUCGGGCGCAGAUCGACAUCUCCAUGUCCAAAUGGG
Messenger RNA from Symbiodinium sp. CCMP2592, 1312 nucleotides. Lineage: Eukaryota; Dinophyceae; Suessiales; Symbiodiniaceae. The record is from the annotation of a GenBank genome assembly.